GCCACUUGCCACUAUGGGCAACAACAUAUCCUACCACACAAGUGAAACCAAUCUCCCCAUCACCAAUACCAACCUCACCAUCAAGGCCUGCAGAAUGGCACGCAAUCCCGACGCUUCACCGGCGUUCCAUACGCCCAACCACUAGUCGGACCUCUCCGCUGGCGCAAACCGCAGCCCCUGCCACUCUCGCAACUAGGGACCAAAUCUCCAACCUUUGACGCAACCGCCUUCGGUCCCGUCUGCCCUCAAGCCAGCUACUCCAAAUCCGUGAGUGAACAUGUCCCCGUGCACACCUACAGCGAAGACUGUCUCCGACUCAACAUCUGGACGCCCGUGCCCGACCCCGCCAAACCAGACAAAAGGUACCCGGUGAUGAUCUGGUUCCACGGCGGCUGGUUUCAAGUCGGCGACCCCAGCCAAGAGUUCGGGAUGGACCCGACCGAGCUCAUCUCUACGGGAGGUCUGAACUGCGUCUUCGUCGCAGUGGGGUACCGUCUCAACAUCUUCGGGUUCCUGGCCGGAGACGCCCUGCGUGAGGAGUCCGGCGGCCGCGAGGUAGGGAACUAUGGCUUGUGGGAUCAGCGACUGGCAAUUGAGUGGGUGCACGAGAACAUCGCGCACUUCGGAGGGGACCCAAACAAUUUGAUCCUAUCCGGUCGAAGCGCGGGCGCGUAUGCGGUACAGGCACAGGUGUUAUUUGAUUUCCGCGCGGCGCCCGACGUGAUCGACGCCGGAUCGCGCGAGCUCUUCCAGAAGCUGGUCAUGUACUCCAAUGCCAUCCCAACGCAGCCGAAGUCCCCGGAGGAUUGCCAAGUCCAGUUCGACGAGGUGUGCGCCUACUUCGGAAUCGCGAAGGAAGCACCAAGCGAGGAGAAGCUGGAACAACUCCGCAAGAUUGAAGCUAAGGCGCUAUGCGACGCCAUCAUGAAGCUCGAGCAUCACACUUUCCGAGCCGUCACGGACGGUGUCUUCUUCCAACCCGGCAUCUCCGAGUAUUUUCGAGAUGGCUCGUUUGCGGCGGAAUUCAAGCGAAGGGGUUUGCGCUUGUUCAUCGGGGAGGUGCGCGACGAAAACACACUGUACGCGGUGACGAACAGUCCCGACCCCAACCGGGAGUCCUUCCGACUGCAGGUUGAGAACUAUUACUCGCCAGCCACAACGGAGAGGCUGAUGCGGCAUUAUGCAUUGCCCUCGACCGACAAGAAGGAAGAAUGGCAGGCGGUAUUCGGGAACCUGAUUGCGGAUGGGCAGGUGCGGGCGCCGUCCCGGUUCUUGGUCAAGAAUCUGCUCGACCAUGGGGUCGGAAUUAACGAUGUCUGGCGGUAUCUGAUUGCGUAUCGCUUGUCAUUCAUCACGGAUCAGGUCGCCCCUGCAUCGUUCGGGGUGAGUCAUGCGAUGGACAGGCCGAUCUGGAAGUAAGUAUCCCCGACAGCCUUCAUUUAGUGGUAGGUCCUUAUUGACAAAUUCAGCUACUCCAUAAUGCAUGGACCAACCCGCGAGGAAAGAGUUUUGCUGGAGACUUGGAUCCGCAACUUAGCUGCCUUCGUAAACAACGAGGAAGGCUAUUCGUAUGGAACGCGUGUGGCGGACGAGUAUAAGGUGAUGACGGCGGAUGGAAA
Molecule: messenger RNA, 1619 nt
Organism: Aspergillus saccharolyticus JOP 1030-1
Lineage: Eukaryota; Fungi; Ascomycota; Eurotiomycetes; Eurotiales; Aspergillaceae
Product: alpha/beta-hydrolase
Exons: 1
Coding region: 430-1419 (329 amino acids)
Source: RefSeq, a predicted model, not a curated record